Molecule: messenger RNA, 1941 nt
Organism: Peronospora farinosa
Lineage: Eukaryota; Oomycota; Peronosporomycetes; Peronosporales; Peronosporaceae
Source: the annotation of a GenBank genome assembly
AUGGAGCGGCCGACUAAGAAACGACAUGGCAAUGAGCUACUUCCGUCUCAUAAAGAAAGCGAUACAACCGAUACUAGUACCUUCCAACUCGCAAGCUUUGAUGCUGAUAUGAUGCAGCAACAACUUGAGCUUUUUAUUCGCAACGACGACGUGGAUUCGGCUCAGAUUUUAGGUGAAUUGCUGGUCUCCGUAGCACUCGUUCCAGCCGAUUCCAUAGCUCACAAAAGCAGGAGCAAUAUUCAGAAAAGAAGAGACGAUAGCUUUUUAUCUAAGAGAUCCAAUGAUCAUUUUGAAGUAACGUCGAGUAUUGUUCAAACGCUAUCGCCUGCUUUUCACGCCAAGACGCUGCGUCUGUUUGCCGAUUUAAUGUUUGCAAAGCGCGAGUUUAAACGCGCGAUUCGCUACUAUCAUCACAGUUGCAGAGAUAUGACUUGCGUGACGAAUGAAGAAGAGCUGGAGGUGAAGUUGAAAGUGGCUAGAUGCUACGUACAGCUUGACUCAAAUCACGAAGCUAUUAAAGUGCUCAAGUUAACACCAUCAAAUGCACGAAGUCUGAGCAUGAAUCUGCUGCUUGGGAAAUUGUAUUUGAACGAAGGACUGCAGAACAAAGCAGAAGAGAGCUACGUAGCAGCACUCAGACAGAAUCCAUACGCAUUAGAAGCAGUGUUAGCGCUCACGGAACUGGCCGCAGCAAAAGAUGCAUCCUCAGAUGCCUUUGCAUGUUCAUUAAACGCUAGUGAGAGCGCUCAGUCGGUAGGCAAAGGAACUUCUGGUCCAUCUCUGAAGAAGCAUGAAAUUGAACGGUUUUACCUUGGGAGUGCGACGAUAUCAAAGGAAGGACGCUGUGGUCUGUCUCACUUAGAUGCGACGUGGAUGCAGACGCUAGUGGAAGCUCACAUGGAUGCUAAACGGAGCAGGUAUCGAAAGGCCGUCGAGUCAUUUAAUAUGGUGGAUCGCGUUUUCCCUAAGAAUUUGCAUAGUUUGCUGCGUAAAGCAGCACUUGAAAGUGACCAGGAUCUACUUCAUCAAGCUCAUGUUACGUACACACGUGCACGACAAGUGGACGAUCUGAACAUGACCUUUAUGGACCGCUACGCCAAUUGCUUACGCAAAGAAAACUCUCGAACCAACCUUAAUAACUUGGUGCAGGAGCUAUUCAAGAUAAGCAGUACGUGCUCGGAGUCGUGGCUUGCUGCUGCCUAUUAUAAUGACUUGAAGGGUGACUACGAGACAGCAUUACAGUUUUGCGAGCGUGCCAUCGAGGAACAAAAUCGUCACGCACCCGCCCACUUAUUUCGAGGCGAAGUCUUGUUGCGGAUGCAUCGUCCAGAGCCUGCAUUGAAAGCAUUCUGGACAUCCUGCCGACUCACACGGUCGUUGGAAGCCUACACGGGUAUUAUCACCAGCUACUGUGACUUGUAUAGCAUCGGCGUGAAUCGUUACAAGGAAGCAUUUGCAACAGCCAAGAGUGUCGUGAAAAUGUUCCCGAAGAAGGCGCAGAGCUUCGUAUUGUUUGGCAGUGUGCUUGCUCUAAAUGCGGAGCACCGAGGACAAGCACAGCAGGCCCUGCAUAAGGCAGUAGCCAUGGAACCACGCAAGCUUUCCGCUACUUUUGCACUUGCCGAUCUGCUGGUUGAGGAAGGCAAUUUACGUGGCGCCAUUGAUAGACUGCAAGCAUUAGGUGAGCGUCAUCCGCGAGAAGAAGUCUUUACCAAGCUGGCAUACGUUUUCUCGAUGGAUAAGCAGUACGCGGAGGCACUCAAGUACUUUCACCAGGCGCUAAGGCUUAACCCAGAAUCGACUGAGGCACUGCAAGGGCUUGAUCGUCUCGAGAAACUGAUGCGCGGCGAAGACUUGGACGAACUUAGCAACUCGAUGGAGCAGAUAGACCCAGAAGACCAGGAGGAGUCGGUCGUGGCAAGCGAGUACCUCUCACCGUAG